Echinococcus granulosus is the source of this 1494-nucleotide messenger RNA. RefSeq names its product Alpha-1,6-mannosyl-glycoprotein 2-beta-N-acetylglucosaminyltransferase. Gene Ontology annotation, biological process: oligosaccharide biosynthetic process; protein N-linked glycosylation. The transcript is spliced from 10 exons. Gene Ontology annotation, cellular component: Golgi membrane; Golgi stack. Gene Ontology annotation, molecular function: alpha-1,6-mannosylglycoprotein 2-beta-N-acetylglucosaminyltransferase activity. The coding region runs from base 1 to 1494 and encodes 497 amino acids. The record is from RefSeq and is a predicted model, not a curated record. NCBI's taxonomy places the organism in Eukaryota, Metazoa, Platyhelminthes, Cestoda, Cyclophyllidea, Taeniidae.
AUGCCGUGCCUGCAAAUUUGCGAGGUUAAGAUUCUGAUAAUGCCCCUUCGUCGACGAAUAGCUUAUCCACUUGUGUUGAUUUUCUGCUUUAUUGCGAUUGUUGUCUUCAACACUUCGAGAAUCGCAAAUAUUGGCGGACUCUCUGAAAAGAAGAAUUUUAAUUUUUUUAUUACUGACCGGAACAGCAAAAAGAUCCAGAGUCUCCAGAAGUCGAGCCUGUUUGAAAACGGGACCGAACUAAUGUUCUUCACAAAUGCAUCUCUUCCCAUUGCUUUCUACAAUUCCUCCGACUUCACAUGGACGCCUACCAAAGCCGCAAUUGUUGCAAACCUUCACUUACUCAGAAAUCACAUUCAUAGCGUCAAUGAAGCCCAAUAUAUUCACAACAUAGACCGUUUUGGUAAAGCUUCCCCCCUCUUUAUUAUCAUUGUCCAGGUCCAUCAACGUUACACUCAUCUUCUGUAUUUGAUCGAAUCGCUUAGGAGAGUGCGUGGAAUUGAAGAAGCACUUGUGGUGUUCAGUCACGACUUUUUUUCCCCGGAAAUCAAUCGCAUGAUUGCCGCCAUCCGAUUUGUCCGUUUCACGCAGAUAUUCUUUCCGUACAGUCGCCAAAUUUUCCUCAAUUUAUUCCCUGGCCCUGAUCCAAGAGAUUGUCAUACUCGCGGAGCCAAAGAUUGUCUGAAUCAUGAGUGGCCGGAUAUUGCGGGCAACUACCGUGAUACCCGUUUUGCCCAAGUGAAGCAUCACUGGAUCUGGAAACUUUGUUUUGUGAUUAAUAAGAUGAAUAUAUCAAAAUCCUUCAACGGCCAAUAUAUCUUAUUGGAGGAAGAUUAUAUUGUCCUCAAGGAUAUGCUUCACGUUCUCAGCUUAGCCAAACAACUUAACACAAGCUUCGAUGUCAUAGCCCUGGGGUCCUAUGAAAAUUUGCAAACUUACAACGCAUCUGAAAUCGUGCACGAAACUUAUUGGAUCUCUUCCAAGCACAACAUGGGAAUGGCGUUUACGAAAAAUCUGUUUCAAAAAUUGGAACCAUACUGGAAAAACUUUUGCAUUUAUGACGAUUACAAUUGGGACUGGAGCCUUUACUUCAUAGACCGUGUGUGUGCCAGCGAAAAGUUGCGUGUCCUGCAUUUUAAAAAUUGCGGUCGAGUCUUUCAUACUGGCUCUUGUGGCCUACACAACAAGGGCAGCGAAUGUGAUAAUGUAGAAGCGUCGGUUGUGGGAGUAAUGGAGCGGGUAGCCAGGGGCGGCGGCAGCGAUGAGGGUCUCUUUCCAGCAACGCUGAUGGUGGAGAUGGCUACGGUGCAACGAUCGGCGGUGCCCCCCAAUGGGGGUUGGGGGGAUGCGCGCGACCAUGCCCUCUGCCUCGCCAUCGUGAAUAACCGCUGGCUGCCCCUCGCUCACUUUCUGCCUGACGAUCCCAGCCAUCGCCGUCUCGAUGUCUUUGAACCCCUUAUCCCUGGUGUCUCGGACACGGCCGUCUCCGUCCUUUAG